AUGAUCCAAAGCCAAGAAGCAUCAUUGAGAAACUUGGAGAUUCAAGUUGGACAACUUGUUAAUGAGAUGUGUAGUCGACACCAAGGUUCAUUGCCAAGUGACACCAUAAAUCCAAGACAAGAAGGUAAAGAGGAGUGCAAAGCAAUCACUUUGAGAAGUGUGAAGGAGUUGGAGAAUUCCAAGAAAAAUUCUGGGCAUGAGGGAAUGCCACAGCAUCAGCACCCAGACAGCUUAAUUUCAAAGCAGCCACCUCCAUUUCCCCAACGGUUUGAGAAGCAAAAGCAAGAUGCUCAAUUCAAGAAAUUUCUAGAUGUUUUAAAGAGGUUGCAUAUUCUUACAAAGAAGAGAAGGUUAGGGGAGUUUGAAACUGUAGCUUUAACCAAGGAUUGUAGCUCAUUCUUGCAGAACAAGUUGCCUCCUAAAAUGAAAGAUCCAGGUAGUUUCACCAUUUCAUGUACUACUAGAAACUCUUAUAGUGGGAUGGCUUUGUGUGAUUUGGGUGCUAGCAUAAACUUGAUGCCAAUGUCUGUGUUCAAGCGAUUAGGGAUUAGAGAGGUUAGACCUACAACAGUUACCCUUCAACUAGCUGAUAGAUCCCUCGCUCACCCUGAUGGAAAAAUUGAAGAUGUGUUGGUAAGAGUUGACAAAUUCAUUUUUCCCACUGACUUUAUUGUUCUAGACUAUGAGGCAGAUAUGGAAGUGCCUAUUAUUUUGGGGAGGCCAUUUCUUGCUACAUGUAGAACAUUGAUCGACAUGGAAAAAGGGAAGCUCACAAUGCGAGCUCAAGAUGAGCAAGUAACGUUCAAGGUAUUCAAUCUUAUACGUUCUCCAAAUGAGUUGGGGGAAUGUUUGGUCAUUCAUGUCAUGGACUCUACUAUGGAGGAAGGAGCACCCACAAGGUAUAGCAAGAGAGUGAGGAUGAGGCUACCUCCUGAAGAAUUUUAA
Molecule: messenger RNA, 945 nt
Organism: Humulus lupulus (European hop)
Lineage: Eukaryota; Viridiplantae; Streptophyta; Magnoliopsida; Rosales; Cannabaceae
Exons: 3
Coding region: 1-945 (314 amino acids)
Source: RefSeq, a predicted model, not a curated record